AUGAGCGCUAGAAGCAUAAGCUCGAGCCCUCAGCCGUCUUGGCCAUCGUCACUAGGCGAUGUUGGCGAAUACCGCGACACACCCGAAGCCACUACAUCUUCAGAACCCGAUGACACUCCACCGUUGCAUGCGGUCAACGUCGCACCGCGGUGGAACGAGUCAAAAACAACAAUCUGGAAGGUCACUGCCACGUUCUGGUGUGCCUUUGUGAUGGGGUCCAAUGACGCAGCAUAUGGAGCCAUUAUUCCCUAUCUGGAGCUUUACUAUCACAAAAACUAUACGAUCGUUUCCCUCGUGUUCCUCUCGCCAUUUGUGGGGUAUAGCGUAUCGGCGAUCCUGAGCAAUUCAGUCCAUCAGAAUCUCGGCAGACGCGGGAUCACAUUGAUUGCUCCCACCUGUCAUGUGCUGGCCUUUGCAGUUAUAUCCACACACCCACCGUUCCCGGUGUUGGUGAUUAUGUAUAUGCUGGUUGGCUUGGGAAGCGGGUUUCACAAUGCAGCAUGGAAUGUGUGGAUCGGCAACAUGGCCAACUCACAUGAAGUCCUCGGUUUCUUCCAUGGAUUCUAUGGAAUUGGGGCCACAGUAAGUCCUCUAAUUGCUACAACGCUGAUUACGAAAGCUGGAUGGGAAUGGUACUCCUACUAUUAUCUGAUGACUGGAGGAGCCAUUAUUUCACUUCUUUACGCUAGUAGCGCCUUCUGGGCGGAAACCGGGAGGAAAUACCAACGAGAGAAUCCCAGUCUUGCAGGGAGAGGCGGGGCUUUCUCGCAAACACGCCUUGCUCUCACAUAUAAAGUCACCUGGAUAUGUGCGAUCUUUCUCUUCCUUUAUGGUGGCAUUGAAGUAGCAAUCGGUGGCUGGAUUGUUGUAUUUAUGACGAAUGUGCGACACGGCGGUCCAUUCGAGUCCGGAAUGGCAGAGACAGGGUUCUGGCUCGGUAUCACUGUCGGUCGAUUUGUGCUAGGGUUCGUCUCACCACGAAUUGGAGAGAAGCUAUCUAUUGCGGUUUACAUUGUGCUUGCCAUUAUUCUCGAGCUUGUCUUCUGGCUGGUGCCUGAGUUUAUUGUGUCCGCGGUUGCUGUUGCAUUUGUUGGCUUCUUCAUGGGGACUAUCUUCCCGGGAGUCGUGAUUGUGGCAACACGUCUGCUACCGAAGAACCUCCACGUUGCUGCCAUUGGGUUUGCGGCUGCCUUUUCUAUGGGCGGCGGUGCUGUUUUCCCGUUCAUGAUUGGCGCCAUCGCUCAGGCUAAGGGAGUGACAGUACUGCAGCCGAUCUUGCUUGCUAUGCUGGCUGUCUCAUUGGGGAUUUGGUCAACGCUGUUUCGUCUCCCGCAGAACGAGCUAUCCCAUCAAGUGUGA
Molecule: messenger RNA, 1359 nt
Organism: Penicillium paradoxum
Lineage: Eukaryota; Fungi; Ascomycota; Eurotiomycetes; Eurotiales; Aspergillaceae
Product: MFS transporter
Exons: 3
Coding region: 1-1359 (452 amino acids)
Biological process (GO): transmembrane transport
Cellular component (GO): membrane
Molecular function (GO): transmembrane transporter activity
Source: RefSeq, a predicted model, not a curated record